Molecule: messenger RNA, 2939 nt
Organism: Eutrema salsugineum
Lineage: Eukaryota; Viridiplantae; Streptophyta; Magnoliopsida; Brassicales; Brassicaceae
Exons: 2
Coding region: 179-2893 (904 amino acids)
Source: RefSeq, a predicted model, not a curated record
CUCUCUCCUCUCCUCCCAUUUUCUUGCACACUCUCUCUCUCUCUCUCUCUAAUCCUCGAGAAUCUGAGCAGAUCAAUCGAUUUAUUAAUUGAAAUUUCGGUUUGAAGAUUCGGUAUUUCGAAUCAGAUCUGUGGAGUCAAAGGUAACUGCUAAAGUAUUUUGCUUGAACGUAGCUAAAAUGGAGAAGGUUUAUGAAGAGCUAGAUGAAGUGAAAGCCGCGAACGAAAAGCUCAGAAUGGACUAUCGAAGCAAAACGGAGCUUCUUGACAAUCUAAAGAAGGUUCACAACGAGCAAUUAGUAGAAAUUCAAGAGGCAAGAUCGGUAAUUGAGAAGCAGGGUUUUGAAUCUGAGGAGAAAACCAGAGAAAUUUCUGAGUUGAAGCAAACAAACGAGGAUCUACAACGUUGUUUGAGAGAAAAGGAUUCUUUUCUCAAGAGUUUGAAAGAAGCCUAUGAUAAGCUUAGAGCUAAUGGGGAAGAUAAGUACCGGGAAUUUGAAGAGGAGAAAAGAAAGUUGAUGUCAGCUUUGGAUGAAGCAAGUGAGAAGAACAUUGACAUGGAGCAGAGAAACAAUGUCUACAGGGCUGAGAUUGAGGGGCUCAAAGGGCUUUUAGCAGCAGCAGAGAAGAAAAAGAUGGAAGUUGAGAAAACUGCCAAAGCUUUUAAAGAACUGAGAGGAAGAGAUGACGUAGUGAUUAAACUGGAAGAGGAAAAGACUCAAGUAGAAGAGAAGCUGAAAUGGAAGAUGGAGCAGUUUAAGCAUCUUGAGGAAGCAUACGAGAAGCUCCAAAAUGUGUUCAAAGCUAACAAGAAAGAGUGGGAGGAAGAAAAAUCAACGCUUCUAGAUGAAAUCUACUCUCUUCAGGCCAAGCUAGAUUCACAAACUAGGAUCUCAGAGGAUCUUCAGAAGAAGCUACAGAUUUGUAACAGUGUGCUGACCCAAGAAGAGACCCGACGGAAACAUUUUGAAAUCCAAGUUUCUGAAUUCAAAGCUAAAUACGAAGAUGCUUUUGCAGAAUACCAAGAUGCAAGAACACAACUUGAUGAUUUGGCUGGCAAAAGAGAUGAGGAAGUUGCAGAGUUGAGACACUCCUUGAGCACGAAAGAGGCAUAUUUUAAGGAGAUGAAGUAUGAGAAUGGAAAACUCGAACAGGAAAACCGGGAGUUGCUGCUUUCACUGAAAGAGCUCCAAGAAGCUACAAUUCAGGGAUCAGGAAACUCUGCACUAUCAAAGCUGAAAAACAAGUUUCGGAACUUGGAAAACUUGCACAAGAACUGUUCAGCUAAUUUAAGGGUUAAAGAAGCUGAAUGGAGCUCUCAACUGGAGAAGAUGGCUGAAGAGACAAAUGAUUAUAAGUUGCAGUUGCAAAGUAAGGAGGCAGCACUGAAAGUGGUUGAGUUGGAACUUGAAAACUGUCAUUCUUCGACAGCUAAAAUGAGACUACAGUAUGAAGAGAUCUCAGUUAUGUUUUUAGUGCUAAGUAGAACAGUCUCCGAGGCUCAGUCAAGGCUUGCAAAUGUCAAGGAUGAGCAAAUCAAGGAUGAGAAAAGAGAAGACAAAAGCUAUUCCCUAUUGAUUGAGCAGCUAGAACAAAAGAAUGCUGCCCUAGCCAAGGCGCAUAUAGAGAUCGAAGAAGAACGUGGAAGGGUCGCGUGCUUGCUGAAAAGAAUUGAAGGGCUGGAUCAUCUUGAAGAACAGAAUCUUCAGAUGCAGAAAGCGGUAGAGAGGUACAAAGAAACAGUUGAGGAAUCAUCUAGAUUCCAAACUCAGAUGAAAGAAAAAAUGAAAGAGGCUGAAAAUGAUUAUGAAGAGAAACUUAUGAAAGUCUGUGAUGCACUUGACAACACAAACUCGGACCUGGUCGCUGAACGUGAGAAGGUGGUGGGUUUAACAAGGCAGAUUGAGUCCUUCGGUAUUGUCAAAGAGAAGAAUUUCAUGAUGGAGAAAGAAAUUCAGAAGUAUAAGGAGAUGCUGGAGGAAUCAGACAAGUGGCGGUUGCUUUUAGAAGACCAGAUUUCGCAGCAUGAAAGUGAUUCCAAGGAGAAUAUUAGAGCGCUUUGCAGCAAGGUGGACAUUGCAUAUGCCAAGUUAGCGGAAGAGGUUGAGAAGAAUGUCUCAUUGAUAAGAAAAACUGAGUCCAUUGAUCGAAACGAAGAGCAUAGGCAAAGGGAGCUUGACAGUUACAAGGAGAUGCUUGAGGAGGCAACCAAGAGUCAACUUCUCUUACAAGAGAAAGUUGUAGAGGUGGAAAACGACUCAAAAAGGAAACUUGCUGAUGUUUCUGAGGCCCUAGAAACAGCAAACUGUGAACUGUCUGAUAAAACCUCCGAAGCGUACCAGCUUGAAUUCCAACUAUGGGUCUGGAAAUCUAUUGCUAAAAGGCUGAAAGUCGAACUCGAGCAAAACCAGAACCUGCGCAAAAGAGUAGAAGCUUCUCUUCUUGAACAAUCUUUGCUGCUGGAACAGAAGCAAAACGAGGCUAAUAUGGUUCACAAAGCAUGGGAGAAACUCGCUGCUAGUAACAUUCUUACCGAGGUAGAAAUUGAGGCGAAAAAGUUGAUGAUCGUAGAGCUUGAAGGGGAAGUCUCUAGUAUCAGCCAGAAAUUCGAAACCUUGGAAAAUUCUGUUUCUUGUUUCAGAGAAGAAGCAAGCAAGUUAGAAGCUGAAUUGGAAACUAAGCAGAGAGAGUUAAAGGAAGUAAUUACACAAAUGCAGGAAAAGCAAAGAACUUCAGAAGCGGAAAAGACAGAGUUGGUUACACAAGUCUCGAAUUUGUCAUCAGAAAGACAAAAUCUUCUGUCUUUUAUCAGCGAACUGGAGAAUGGAAUGUCGAAGCUGUGUGAUGAAGAGUCUUCGUUUUCGGUUUGCCAUGCCAAUAGUAUAUUAGUAUAAUUAAAAAAAAAACUUAAAAAAAAAACUAAAUUAGAGUACCUUAUUU